CCCUGAUGAAGUGGGGAAGCUGGCAAAACAAAUGCUUGGAUACAACCUCAUUACAAAGCAGACAACAAAGGACGGUGUCAAAGUUAACAAGGUAAUGGUGGCAGAGGCCUUGGAUAUUUCCAGAGAAACAUAUCUAGCUAUUCUAAUGGAUAGAGCCUUCAAUGGACCAGUUAUAGUUGGCAGCCCACAGGGAGGAAUGGACAUCGAGGAAGUCGCAGCCACCAAACCUGAGUUGAUAUUUAAGGAGGUCAUUGAUAUCUUUGAAGGGGUUAGAGAAGAUCAAGCACUUCGAAUGGCGGCCAAUAUGGGAUUUAAAGGUCUACUGCGGCAACAG
Rhincodon typus (whale shark) is the source of this 334-nucleotide messenger RNA. Its product is annotated as succinate-CoA ligase GDP-forming subunit beta. The record is from RefSeq and is a predicted model, not a curated record. Gene Ontology annotation, biological process: tricarboxylic acid cycle; succinyl-CoA metabolic process. The annotation marks the transcript as partial. The transcript has 3 exons. Gene Ontology annotation, cellular component: succinate-CoA ligase complex; mitochondrion. Lineage: Eukaryota; Metazoa; Chordata; Chondrichthyes; Orectolobiformes; Rhincodontidae. Gene Ontology annotation, molecular function: succinate-CoA ligase (GDP-forming) activity.